Messenger RNA from Lates calcarifer (barramundi perch), 2877 nucleotides. It is a transcript of the gene ppic, whose product is annotated as peptidylprolyl isomerase C. NCBI's taxonomy places the organism in Eukaryota, Metazoa, Chordata, Actinopteri, Centropomidae. Bases 183 to 809 code for a protein of 208 amino acids. Gene Ontology annotation, cellular component: intracellular membrane-bounded organelle. The record is from RefSeq and is a predicted model, not a curated record. Gene Ontology annotation, biological process: protein folding; protein peptidyl-prolyl isomerization. The transcript is spliced from 6 exons. Gene Ontology annotation, molecular function: peptidyl-prolyl cis-trans isomerase activity.
AGUAGGCGGAGCUUUGAUCCAGACUCAGCCCACAGAGGGGGAGUGGUCUUGUGAUGUAGCCGGGUUUGGAGCGCUGUUUCCCGGCCAGCCUCCCAGCUGUGACUCGCUGAGAUUUCUUCUUCUUCUCUCCCGCCUCUCCGUUCCUCCCUGCCGGGGCCUGCCGCCGCUCUCUCCGGUGAAAGAUGGAGCUCCGGACGAUCCUCCCCGCUCUGCUCUUCCUGUCUGCCGCCUGUGUGCAGUCGGUGUCCGGCGCGGUUUCACGGACAGGACCGAAAGUCACCGAGAAGGUGUUUUUUGACAUCACAGUUGCAGGUCAUGAGGUGGGGCGGAUCGUCAUUGGGCUGUUCGGAGAGGUCGUCCCUCUAACUGUCAAUAACUUUGUUGCCCUGGCAACCGGAGAGAAAGGUUACGGCUACAAAGGGACCAAGUUCCACAGAGUAAUCAAAGACUUCAUGAUCCAGGGAGGAGACUUCACCGCUGGAGAUGGAACCGGAGGUCACAGCAUCUAUGGAACAACUUUUGCAGAUGAAAACUUCAAACUGAAGCAUUUAGGAGCAGGCUGGGUGAGCAUGGCGAAUGCCGGUCCGGACACCAACGGAUCACAGUUCUUCAUCCUGGCUGCCAGAGCACCAUGGCUGGACGGGAAACACGUGGUUUUUGGCAAAGUCCUGGACGGGAUGGCGGUGGUUCACACCAUCGAGCUUCAAGACACCAACGACAGGAACCUGCCAUACACCGAGUGUGUGAUUGUCAACAGCGGCAGGAUCCCGGUCAAAGAGCCCUUCGUAGUGGAGGUGGAGGGCUGGUAGAUGCAGGGCUUUAUAAGGUCAAAUACACUAUGUGAUUAUUAUACAGUGGUGAUCAAUGAGAAGUCAUUUGCAGUUUGCCAAAUUCACAUUUUCAUAUCAUUAAUUUUGCAUAUCAACAUGUUAGCAAUUAGGGCUGGGUAUUGUUUUAGUUCCAGUAUUGAUACCAAAACAUUUUCAGUACUUUAAGAAAUAUAAACAUAUUUUUCUCUUUUCUGUUCAACAAAAUACAAACUUCUCAAAUCUGUAAAUGUCUCUGACCAAAUACUUUUCUUUUAAAAUAUUUGAAAGUUUGCUAUGGAUGCAUUUCAGCUGGUACCAAAAACUACUAUGAUUCAAUUCCUGUCCCUAUUAGCGAGCUAGCAUGAACAUGAAGCAUUGCAGACUGGACGUUAACAUGUUUUCAUGCUAACCAUGAUGUUACAAAGACUAAAUGUUACAAGAACAUUAACUAAACAUUAACAUCCAGUAACUGUAGUAUGCUAACCAUAGCAUGCUAACAUUAGCAUGCUAAGAAAUACAUUGAACAGUGGUUUAAACAUGAACGUGACUUCUGAUUGAUCUCUACUGUAUACAGAGAUAAUAUAAUAAUAUUUUUAAGUUAUUAACAGAACAUAUCAGUGACACAGUAGCUAUCUAACAAACAUCUGUGAAACUGUCUGAUAACAGGGAAAAACUUAAUCUGUGGUAAAGUCAAGACUGUUCUCGUUAGAAGCUCACUGAGUUUAGAGCAGACAAAAAGUUCAAAUUAUCAUCACGUGCUCUUGUAAAGACGUCUGUACACUCUGAGAACCUUUUAUCUCCAAAGUUUACACUUCAGAGCUGUAGCAAAAAUGAACUUUGAUUUAAAGUUGAUAACAUUUUAUCAGUCAAAUUUUGGUGGUUUGUGGCCCCUUUAAUCUAAAGUUUUUUAAAGGUGUUUCAUGAGUCUUAAAGUCCUAGGUCGUAAUUCUAAGGGCAAUUAAUUAAAAAAUGUUUGUUUUGCCUGAAUGUUUGUUGCUGUUUUGUUAGCAAAUAUUUAGCAUUUUAGGACUUUAUAUUUGUAACAUACUUGUAAGAUUCUGCAGAAUAUUUCAAACACGAAAAACCUGGAGAUACGAGGUUUUCAUCAGAGGGAGUGGUGGCAGUUCUGAGUGUUCAGUAUUUAUCAGGUUCACUGUGGUCCAUGCUAACGGUUUCAUACGUUAGCAUACUUGCAUAUUUAGUGGAUGGUGCCGGUUAGCAUCAUUCCUAAAACUCUGUAUCAAACUAAAUAAUGAACACACUUUAAUCUGCUCCAAUGUCAUAACAGAGUUAACAGACUGAAGAGCAUGUUAGUUUGUUUUUUGCUGUGAAAUGUAACAUGACAGAUAUCAUGGAAACUUGCACUUACACUAUAGCUAUGUAGCUCCUCAUUAACCUCUUAUUGCCAAAUCAUUUCUCAUUUGCCAAAAUUUCCUUGCACUUCCUAUGCAUCUAAUGAACAUUUAAAUAUCUUCCUUUCAGUUCCUGUUAACAAACAUAUGCAAAACAAAGUUGUAGCUUGUGUCAAACGGUGUUCUGGCACUUUGUUUUAUUUUUUAUCAUUCCUUCACUGAAAAUGAAGAUUUCCUGUUAAUGUUUUGAUGAAAUGGAUUUAAAGGAUCUUUUCUUCCUGAUGCAUUAUGCACCAUAUCAUGUUUGCAAAAACUACAGCACAAAUUGCACGGGAGGAAAAUGUUCAAAAAGUGUGUAAAGAGAAUGAAUACUGUGCUAAUACUGUUUGUGGUGUCUACAUAAUGAAUUGAAAUGUUGUACUUGGUGUUAGAGGUAUAUCACUGACUGUCAGCAGGUCAGUGAACUCAUUCUGACUGUUAAUAUUUUAUCUCUCCUCGUCGUUCUUUGUAAUGUUUCUGUUAUUUCAGUCGACUAAAACUGUCAUGGUAGCAUUAGAGACUGAGACUGAUAUUCCUCAUGCCACUGAAGUUGAUGCAGCAUUUAAAACCUCUUUACCAAACAUAUCUAAAGUUCUGUUUUCAUUAUUUAUAAGAGCAGCAGAAGAAGAGUGCCAACAGGUGUUUUCUAUAAUAAACAGUAUGCUGAUGCGAAACAA